Molecule: messenger RNA, 1336 nt
Organism: Beta vulgaris subsp. vulgaris (sugar beet)
Lineage: Eukaryota; Viridiplantae; Streptophyta; Magnoliopsida; Caryophyllales; Amaranthaceae
Product: probable 2-oxoglutarate-dependent dioxygenase At3g50210
Exons: 12
Coding region: 56-1189 (377 amino acids)
Molecular function (GO): dioxygenase activity
Source: RefSeq, a predicted model, not a curated record
AUCAUGUGAUGCGAUCAUGCGAGCUAUAAAAGUAGCUCAAAAAUCGUAAUGGAGUAUGAACAAGUUUUCUCUACUUCUCUCUCAUACAAAAACAAAACAAUAUAAAAUAAAUUUUGCGAUUUGUUUUCUUUUCUCUGUUAUCAUGAACGUAUCAGCCACCGAUUUUAGAAAUAUUCCUGUUAUAGAUAUUAGCGCUUUGGUGCGAAAAUCUGACGAUACAAAUAUGGCGGGGGAUGAUGGUGUGCGCGAAGUUGUCAGAGAAUUGGAUAAAGCUUGUAGACAGAUCGGCUUUUUUUAUGUGAAAGGUCAUGGGAUCCCUAUCCCCCUUUUAAAUGAAGUCAGAGAUAUGUCGCACAAGUUCUUUGAGCUUCCUCAUGAAGAAAAACUCAAGAUAAAAAUUUCUGCGGCGACUGGAUAUAGAGGUUAUCAGGAAGUUGGAGAAAAUUUUACCAACGGUGUUCGUGAUAUGCAGGAAGCCAUUGAUUGUUACAGAGAAUAUAAACAAGGGAUGUAUGGAAAAAUGGGAAAACAAAUGGAAGGUUCCAACUUAUGGCCGUCGAAUCCUCAACACUUCAAAUUGGUGAUGGAGGAAUACAUAGGACUUUGCACAAAACUGUCCAAAACUAUCAUGAGAGGUAUUGCAUUGGCCUUGACUGGGUCGGCUAAUUCAUUAGAAGGAGAUAUAGCAGGCGAUCCAUUUUGGAGCAUCCGGAUGAAUGGCUACCCUGGAAUCUCGAACGCGAAUGCCCUUAACAUAACAAAAAAUCACGUGGGAAGUGGAAUCCACACAGAUUACGGUAUUCUCACGUUACUUAAUCAAGAUGAGAAUAUAAAUGCAUUGCAGGUUAAAAACCGCUUGGGUGAAUGGAUAUGGGCUCCUCCAAUUCCUGGCACAUUCAUGUGUAACAUCGGAGAUAUGCUAAAGAUUUUGUCCAAUGGAUUAUAUGAGUCUACUCCACAUCAAGUGACCAACAUGACUCCGAAUUAUCGUGUUUCCGUCGUCUAUUUUUAUGAGCCAAAUUACGAUUCAACCAUUCAGCCCUUGGACAUUUGCGUUGAGAAGUCAGGCGGAGAAAAGAAAUUUGAGGCAGUUGUAUAUGGAGAUCAUCUUACUGCUAAAGUAAGAAAUACUUUUAAGUUUGAAGAUGGUGGAAACUCAACUGGUUUGAUAGUCAAAAAAUCAAUGUAACCCUACUUUUAUUAAGUUAUUACUUCCUCUGUUUCACAAUAAGGCACGUACGAUAUUUGAAGUCGAACUUUGAGUGUUAAUUACUCUUAAUUUAUGUUGAUAAAAAAAUUUAAAAAAUAAUAUUAUUAUAGUAAUUUUCAAGACGAA